Molecule: messenger RNA, 930 nt
Organism: Coregonus sp. 'balchen'
Lineage: Eukaryota; Metazoa; Chordata; Actinopteri; Salmoniformes; Salmonidae
Source: the annotation of a GenBank genome assembly
CUCCCGACCGUCACCCUCUCCGCAGUGCCCUUGCCCUCCCGCGACUCUUUGCUCACCCUCUCCUGCGACAUCGAGGGCUUCUAUCCGGAGGACGUCUCCGUGUCCUGGCUACAGAAUGGCACAGAGCUCCCCGCACCUCUGCUGAGCAAGGCGGGCCCGGACGGCACCUUCAGAACCAGGCGCUACUACACCCUGAGCCCCGAGCAGAGGGAGCUGGCCGGGGAGGUGGAGUGUGUCGUCCAUCAGCCCAGCGUCACUGAACCUGUGGUCACCUCCUUAGACCUGGCCGAGAUCGACCCCAUCAUAGGUAACAGAGAGUUGAGAGGGGAUAGGGAGGGAGAGAGAGAGAGAGAGGGGAGGGGAGGGGAAGGGAGGGACAGAGAGAGUUCACAAAUCCAACAAAUCCCAACAUUGGGUUUGAUAAAAUUCUUAGCUGGGUUUCCAACAUAACCCCCUCUUAGAAACAACAGAGGGUGAUAAGUAGCCCAGAGGUUAGAGAGAUAGCCCAGUAACCAAAAUGAUUACUUGAUGAAAAAGUGUGGACUGAAUUGGCCACUGGAGGGCUUCUGGUGUCAGAUCAGUACUACCAAUACUGUUGUGCCCUUGGUCAAGGCACUUAACCCCAAAACUAGCUCUCCAUUCAGGGGCGCUGCACACGGCUGACCCUGUGCCUUUCAACAUAUGUGUGUGUUUCUGAGGUUGGGGGGAAAAGGCAGAGAACGAAUUUAUGUCCUUACCAAAUUGACAAUAAAGUAUCUAUUCUAUUCAGCAUGGCCUCAAACAUAUUCUACCCUCCUCACUUGUGUGUCUCCUCUCCCAGAGACAGAAACUGUGCUGACCAAGUCUGCCAAGGCAUCUGUGGCUCUGAUGUGCAUCUCUCUGGUGCUGGUCUUUCUGCUCUGCUUUGGCUUCUCCUGGAGAAGGAGUGAU